This is a messenger RNA of Mirounga angustirostris (Northern elephant seal), 4239 nucleotides long. RefSeq names its product PEAK family member 3 (gene PEAK3). Gene Ontology annotation, biological process: protein phosphorylation. The coding region runs from base 2028 to 3431 and encodes 467 amino acids. The record is from RefSeq and is a predicted model, not a curated record. NCBI's taxonomy places the organism in Eukaryota, Metazoa, Chordata, Mammalia, Carnivora, Phocidae. Gene Ontology annotation, molecular function: protein kinase activity. The transcript is spliced from 3 exons.
GCAGGGCGGGGCCCAGCUGGGGCGAGCGAGGCCCUCCCCUCAGGCACAAAAUUGAAGGGGAAGCCCAGAACUCAGUCAUCAAAAUCAACAUCCCACAAACAAAAUGAAUUCAUGUCCCAGAUCCACAAUGAACAAUAAUCCAUCUCUUACAUAAAAAUAGGAUCUGCCCCGGCAAGACCCUGCCUGGCCCUGUUUCUAAUAAAACACCAUUUGCUGAAACAGCUGGGUGGCCCACCGCCCUGGGAAGCCAACUAGGUUUCUUAAGUCUCACAUGGAAAUGUUCUUUAUCUCGAUCACAGAGUGGGGUUUUUUUGGCCGCAUCUUACAUUCUGUGCCCGAGGUGGGUGCCUGGCAAGCUGUCCCCCCAAUCGCGGGUCGGAGCCAGGAGCUCGAUGGGGGGUCCCACGGGUCUCAUGACGGGCAGAGCAAGGCUGGUGCUCAGAAAGGUAUGGGCAGCGAGGAGGCAUGUCUGGUCCCACCAGGGACGGCCCCGGAUUUGUGGAAUCCGUCCCUCGGGCUCGUCUCGGAGCCCACAGCCUCCCCCCACCCUCCCUUCCAUCGUGAGGUUCACAGGGCGCCCCACUGACGACAGACGGAGCGUCAAUUCUAUCGCUCUCCGUCUGAGUGUGGGGAAAAGGGAAAAUAUAGGGUCAAGUUACAGAACCUCACGCUGGAAAUGCCUCGAGCUCAGCCGGUCAAUUUUUCCCCAAAUGUGGCAGGGGACCCGUGUGGAAGAUGUUCACCAAGUGGCUUAACCGCUUCCCCACACCCAGGGCCUUGGGUAGGAUGGGACACCCAGCAACGACCCCGGGGACCUAUCACUGUGCCCCGACCGGCCGUAUGACCCCACAACGAUUCCCUACCCUCUCUGGGCUCACUGUCCCGGAGGGAAACGGCAGGGGGCAGGGAGAGAAAUCCAGCCCCAAAUACGCUCCAGCCACAAUGCGAAAAGGCCGUUGCAACCUUCACGUGGGGGAGAAGCUGCACUCCGAGCUGGGGCGCCUUCACGCCCACGGCCCGGCCGGGCAAGUCUCCAGCCCAAGGACACUACAGUUUCAGCAUCUGGUCCCCUGGAUUUUCACCUCUCUUGCUUUUCCACGUGUGGCAAUCAUAGACCAACCGUCCCAGAGCUCAGGCAGGCGCUUGCUCCUGAGGCCCCACCCAGGGUCCCCGGUGGGCGGGCAGCGGGCAGGGGGCGCCGGGGGCUUCUCAGCGCGAAAGCCACAGAGGAAAGAGCCGCCCUGGGGCCAUUUCUCUGCCCAGUGGCUGGGGCCCCCUGCCCUCGCCGCCCCCUCGUGCGAGCUCUGGGACCAUCACCCCUGUCCCCCUCUUGGCCCAGGCCCCUCCCUCUGCCUGGAAUGCCCUUCCCAUCUCUGCGGGCAGGCGGGGAGCGCGGCCUGGGGAAGUGAUGCACAGAGCACCCCCUCCCUGCGGUCUGACAGUUGCACAGAGCUUCCGGGUGGCCACAGGCCACAGGUCAGCCUGGCGGGCCAGGGGCAGCAGCGCCCCGGAGCUUCACCCACGGCCGCCCCGCCCCUGCCGCCGGUCACUCCAGUCCUGCAGGUAGGGGCUGCCAGAGGGGUGUGGGGGGGCGGGGGGCGGGCAGAAGCAGCACCUCGCGGAGGUCGGAGUGAAGGGGGGUCUGGGUGGGGCCGGGGCCCAGGCUGCCGAGCUCUGGGAAGGAGGACCCCCACCCUGCGCGGGUCCCGGGUGCUAUCGUCGGCCCCCAGCUGACCCCCCACCCCGGCCCACCCUCACAGCUGAACGUCCUAUUCAGUCCUUGUCACAAAAGCACAGUGUCCUUCCCACUGUCCUGGAAAGUUGAGGAGUGAUGUUCCUGCCUCACCCACGAGGAGAGGAGCCCAGAGAGGGCGACACACCGUCCCAGGGCCACCAGCAGGUCAAGCCGGGCAAGAAGACCGGGACUGCCCCACUCUUGCCUAGCUCCCCGCACCCCCACGCACACCAUCGGAGCCCCCCGCGUGCCCACCCCCGCGUGCCCCCAACUCUGACCUCCCCCCUGCAGCAUGAGCGGCCCUGAACCACCCAGUGAGACCUCUGGGCCUGACGCCCCCACCUGGCCGACUCAGCCCACCUACAGCAACCUCGGUGAGGUCCGCGGCCAACUGCUGCCCUCCAAGGCCUGCUGCCCCCGGACAUCCGGGCGCCCCCCGACUGACUCACGGCCCCUGCCCCCACCCCUGCCCAAGAAGACCCUGACCAGGACCCAGUCCCUGCCCACCCACAGGGCCCGCAGCUCCAGCCCCGCUCCCGCGGGGCAGCCUCGGAGGCCCUUUCUGGGGUCCCACAGUGUGGACGAGAGCCAGGCAGGCAACGACCGGCCUUGGGCCUCCUGUCCCCCGGCGGAGCCGCACUUCCACUCGCUCAACAGCCCGCUGGGCCUCGCCUGGCCCGUCCUGCACUGCCCCGAGGCCAUGCGCACCAUGCUGGAGGCCCGGCAGCUGGAGGGGCUCCGUACCGUGCAUGCCCGGCUCCAGGCCCGGCUGCUGGGGGGCCGCCCGGGCCCCUGCCAGCCCGGCCACGACUUCCGCCUCCUGGACAGCUCGCCGUGCGUGGAGAGCGGAGACGCCCUCUACUACCGCCUGGUGCGGGUGGUUGGCGAGGCAUGGCACAUGCUUGCUGCCAAGGUGCCCAAGCCGGGAGCUGAGGAGCCCCAUCCGUGGGGCCUGGAGCUGCAGGCCUCGCUGGCCCCGCACUUCAACCUGCAGGGGCUGUGCGGCCUGGUGCCCGAGGGCGCGCUGCCCGGUGUGCCCUGGAGAGGCCCCGUGGUGCUGACGGCCGAGGUGCCCGAGUGCACGGUGACCCAGUGGCUGUCAGAGGUGGGCAGGCGGCCGCGGCCCGCGGAGUUCCCCUGGGUCGUGGCCCUGCUGCUGCUGCAGCUGAGUUCAGCCCUGGAGCACCUGGAGGCGCGGGGCGCGGCCCUGGCGGAGCUCCGGCCCGAGAACCUGCUGCUGACGGCGCCUCGGGGCUGUGCAGCGGCCGGGCCCCCACGCCUGCUGCUGGCCGACUUUGGCCGCGUCCACCCACGGCCCCCGGGACCCCCCGGCGCCCACGCGCAGCAGCUGAGCCGCCUGCUCCGCGCCCUACUCGGCCCUGCUGCGCCCUUGGCCACGCCCCUGGCCGCAGGCCUGGAAACCCUGGCGCGGCAGCUGCCCCGCUCGCGGCCCUCGGCGGCCCAGACGCGGGCUGCGCUGCAGACGCUGCUCUGGGGGCCUGGGCCUGAGCUGCACCGCCAAGGAGCCCCGCUGGGGCCCUGGCUGCAGGUGGGCCGCGCGCUGCUCGUCCUGCACCUGGCCGAGCGGGCCGCGGCUGGGGAGGUGCCGGGCCUGGAGGACUGGCUGUGCUGUGAAUACCUGGCUGAGGCCACGGAGGCCUCCCUGGGCCACGCCCUGGCACUGCUGUGGGACUGACGCCUCCCAAGGGCCUCGCCGAGAGGUCGGCACCCUCCCCAGACCUGGGGCCAGAAGGCCCGCGGAGGUUGCCUCCAUGAUGGAGGGGACACCCUCUUCCAGAAAGGGCAGGAGGCCAGGGGAGAGUGCGGGACUGUGGACACCUCCUCUCCAAUGCACCCCCCUUCUACUCCGGGGACUUAGGCCCAAGUCCUUCCCAGGAAGGCCGGGGGCUGGGGGCUAGUGGCCAGUGCCUCCUGAGGCUUUCUGAGGCCAGGACGGCCCAGCCCUCUUCCAGGUGUGGGCACUCCCUGUCAGCCAAGGUCUGUGUGAGUGUGGGACCCCUCCCCCCACCUCCCAGAAGAGAGGCUCUGCCCUUCUAGUGCUGGAGUGUGAGGGUCACGGUCUCGCUGAGAAGGGGACACUGUCCUCCAUCUCUGGCCCUGGAGCACCCCCUUGUGCUGAGGAUGGCCAGCGAUUGUGUGAAUGUCCUCGUCUAGACCUGCUUGGGGUCUCCAGGGGGAGGGGAAGCUCCUAGAACCUGAGACACCCAGCCCACCCAGCACAGCCCGCCCCAGAGUCCGAGCUCACCUGCCCUGGCGUCCCCAUGGUGUCGCCGUGCCCUCCACCUCCCCCACUCUCUCCACCCAGCAUGGUCUCCGCACUCUUCCUCUGUGAAAUUCAAUUCUGUGCAGCCGCCACGCUUCUGCAUGGGCUGUUCCCUCGCCGGACUGUCCGAAUCUCACCUCCACUAAGCAAAUAAAGUUGCCCCUCCUGGGCCCACUGUUGCUCCUCCCCGUGCCUCCCCCCGGAGCACUGAUCACCACCU